Contarinia nasturtii (swede midge) is the source of this 2173-nucleotide messenger RNA. RefSeq names its product neuroglian-like. NCBI's taxonomy places the organism in Eukaryota, Metazoa, Arthropoda, Insecta, Diptera, Cecidomyiidae. The transcript is spliced from 6 exons. Bases 19 to 2085 code for a protein of 688 amino acids. Gene Ontology annotation, biological process: axon guidance; cell-cell adhesion. Gene Ontology annotation, molecular function: protein binding. The record is from RefSeq and is a predicted model, not a curated record. Gene Ontology annotation, cellular component: axon; plasma membrane.
CUCGUUUCGUGGACACCAAUGCCACAAUUGGAACAUAACGCACCUGGUUUCUUCUACCUCAUUUACCGAAGAAAGGAAGGAUUUAAAAUAUGGAAAAAGGAAGUCACCAUUACUAAUUGGAAACAAGAUCAAUAUAUUAUCAAAAUAUUAUCCGAUGUUAAUUACGAAAUAAAAGUUGUAGCAGGAAAUGAUUUGGGUGAAUCGAAAGCUGAACCUCAAGUUAUCGUUGGAAAUCCAGGAGAAAAUCAUGCAACAACACAGCCACCAAUCCAAUCAACAACAGAGGUUAUUUCAACAUCACCACCAAUCCCAUCAACAACAAACACACCAGCCACAUUACAUGUGCCGCCAUCAACAACAAUAGUAACGACAACACCAACAGUGGAGACAACAACACAAGCACAAACCACAAGUUCUGUCCCAGAAACUACGACAAAUCCACCACUAAAUGCACCGAAAAUAACAGAUUUGAAAUGUGGCGAAAAGAAAGCAACAAUUUCCUGGGAACAAAGUGGCAAUACUGCAGAUAUUAAGCACUAUACCAUUGAGUACAGCACUUCAUUCGAACCAAAUGUUUGGAGUGUUUUCGCUGAUAAAAUUAGUGAAACAUCUCACGUAGUUUCAUUGAGUCCAGGAGCCACAUUUUCAUUUCGUGUAAUUCAAACAUAUAAAAAUGGAAAAUCGAGCCCACCAAGUGAACCAAGUGGCACAUGUUCAAGCAAACCAGACAUCCCAUACACAAAUCCAACCAAUGUAAAUAUAAAGGGUACAUCACCUGGUUCUUUUAUAAUUUCAUGGAAAAGAAUGCCGGAAAUAGAACACCACGGUGCGGGAUUUUUCUAUCGAGUAUCAUGGAGAAAAACUGGAAGUUUCGAUUGGAAUGUACAAGACACCGUUGAUUGGAAAGAAACCCAAAUUGAAAAGCACACAAACAAACCUUACCAGCAAUAUGAAACUAAGGUGAUAGCGGUCAAUAAAUUGGGUGAAUCGAAAGCUGUACCUCAACUUAUAUCUGGCUAUUCAGGUGAAGGACGACCAUUCUUCGCACCAAAUGAGUUUAAGAUUUUAGCUAUCAAAACAAUGAAUGGAAAUCGUGCAUCAGUUACCUUCACUUGGAAACAAUUGCCAAUUGAAUCUUUCAAUGGUUUUGCCAGCGGAUAUAAAAUUCAAAUUUGGACUCAACAUUAUACACUGUAUGAUACAUCCAAUUUAUCGCCGAUAUAUGGCACAAAUGAAACCACAAUUAACCUGUACUCAAAUACUGUCUACAAUGCUCACAUUCAAGCCGUCAACAAAUUAUUCCUAGGACCAACUAGCAAAAUAAUUACAUUCAUGACACCACCGGGAACACCAAAUGAAGUACUUGACCUAGAAGCCAGCUCACAAGGAUCGUCGGCAGUUUUGCUCAAAUGGUCAAAGCCUGUAAAAAGUCAGUACUACGGUCAGUUAACUGGAUAUAAUAUUUACUAUGAAGAAAUCAAUGGAAAGGAGCAACAACGCAUACCACAAAUCAACAAUCCAAAUAUAACUGAAGCCAAAGUGAGUGGACUGAAACCAGAAACUACAUACCGCUUCCAUGUGGCCGCCAGAACUGACGCUGGUGAAGGAAAAGAUGAUUAUGUGGAAGAAAAGACAAAAAAAGCAUCUCAACCGAAUAAACCAUCAUUUUGGUUGAAGCCCGUAGAUCCAAAUAAUGGUACGGUUCAAGUGAUUUGGACACCACAAGCGGGGGGUAAUCCCGGAAGUACAUUUUAUGUGAAGUAUCGCGUUAGUGGCACCGAAAAAUUCGAGCGAACCGACCAAAUCGUGAAUGAGAAUUUCCACACCAUCGAUUUGAUACCAGAUACAGUAUAUGAUAUUAUUAUUGUUGUAUUAGAUGGUCGAUUUGAAAGUGUGAGUGACACGCAACAAUAUCCAAAGGCUAUCUCAGCAGGUCCAGAUGUCGAAACAGGAAAGGAAGGUUUUGUUACCCCCAAAGUCAUAGCAGUAUUCAUAGUAGUCAUAGCCUUAUCUGCACUUGGUCUAAUUGCCAUCUUUGUCAAGUGUUUCAUUUUUAAGAGAUACUAUCCCGAUUUAGCCGUUUAAGUAAUUUUAGAUAAGUGAAUUUUGUUUAUUUGUAUUUGAUUCUUUGCGAAAUAAAUUUGCUGAAAUAAACAAAUGAACACGACCGUAA